Messenger RNA from Rhagoletis pomonella (apple maggot), 1146 nucleotides. Its product is annotated as isocitrate dehydrogenase [NAD] subunit 1, mitochondrial. Gene Ontology annotation, cellular component: mitochondrion. The record is from RefSeq and is a predicted model, not a curated record. The coding region runs from base 1 to 1146 and encodes 381 amino acids. The transcript has a single exon. Gene Ontology annotation, biological process: isocitrate metabolic process; tricarboxylic acid cycle. NCBI's taxonomy places the organism in Eukaryota, Metazoa, Arthropoda, Insecta, Diptera, Tephritidae.
AUGCAAUUUCUCAAAAAAUUACCCGUGAGCUUAAUGAAGCGCACCAAUUGCCGCUCACACACCGCUAACAUCGAAGUACAAGGACACGUAUAUGAAAAAGAAGAAAUCGCACCUAAAUACGUCAAAUUGUUGCCACCAUCUCGAUAUGGUGGCGAAUAUUUAGUCACAUUACUCACCGGCUCCUCAAUAAUCGGUAAUCAGGGCGCAAAUUUCAUUCGCCAUCUGUUCGAGGUAGCCAAAGUGCCAGUGGUUUUCGAGAAAAUUACCAUAGGUCCCGAUGACACUGCCUAUCCCAAGGAGUACAUGCAAUCAGUGCGACGCAAUCGUCAUGCAAUUCAUGUCGAUCUGCAGCACGAUCCCGACCAGAAACACAAACAACUGCUGCUCAAUAUUGACCUGGAUCUAUAUGUGGGUAUAAUACAUGUAAAUUCAAUUGAAGGCUAUAGAUGCAGACAUCCCAACGUGGAUAUAACGGUAAUAAUGGAGAACAAUGCUGGCAACUUUUCGAAAUUAGAAUAUGCCCCGGUGCCUGGUAUGGUGGAAACAUUGAAGAUAAUGCAGAAAAAAUACAUAGAACGCUACUUUAAUUUCGUUUAUCAUUAUGCCAUAGAAAAUAACCACAAAAAGGUCACUUUCGGCCACCAAGAGGAUGAGUUUCCGCUCGGCGAUGGAAUGUAUAACAGAGUUGCUUUGACAAUGUACGAACAACUCAAGCCAAAGUUUGAAUUACAGCUAAAACCGAUACAAGAAUUGGUGCGUGAUAUAGUAAUGAAACCAAAUGACUUCGACAUCAUUUGUACCACUGAUCGAUAUGGUACUUUCGUCGCAUCGAUUGCCAGUGCAGUUUGCGGGGGUGCCAGUUUAUUUAGCGCAACUGAGCGUGGCGAUCAUCAUGCCGUGUUUAAGCCGCUGCAAACGCGUCUAUCCGUCACCGAUGCAAUGACUCUCAGUCCAUAUGGAAUAGUGCGUUCUUGCGUUGAUUUGUUGCAUUAUCUGGGCGAGUCGGAUUGUGCCAAUGUUCUUUACAACGAAUUGAUGCAGACAAUGACCUGCCGCGAUAUAAAAACGAGAGAAUUUGGUGGUACUGAUUCGGGAGAAUAUGUUAUAUGUGAUAUUGUCAAUCGUUUGAAGUGUCGAACAUAUUGA